Molecule: messenger RNA, 504 nt
Organism: Miscanthus lutarioriparius
Lineage: Eukaryota; Viridiplantae; Streptophyta; Magnoliopsida; Poales; Poaceae
Source: the annotation of a GenBank genome assembly
AUGUGCGAACGAAAUGGGGAGGCGGCAAAGUCAGCCCCCCGCACGGUUAACAGCUUGGACGACGCUGGGAGGAUACGAGACGGAAGCGCGAGCUGGACACAGAACCGGCGAGCUCGGCGACGGCGAGAAGAGGCAGGCGGCGGCGGUGUGGAAUCGGAUCAGGACGGAAGCAGGGGGAGGCAGCGCCCCCGCACGGCUCACAACUUGGACCGCGCUAGGAGGGCGGCAAACGGGAACCUGAGCUGGGUACAGAACCGGCGAAGUCGGCGAGGGCGAGCAGAGGCAGGCGGCGGCGGUGACGAAUUGGAUGAGGACGGAAGCAUCGAGGAGAAUGGGGAAGAGGCCGCAGAAGCUGAAAUCCCAGGUAUAUAUAUGCGGGGCCUUUCUUACCGUAGAGAAGCCAGAAUUACAGGCUGCGGACAAAGGGAAGCGGCCAAGAGCCAGGCUAAUUGCCACAGUAAAAUCGGAAGCCAAUAUAAGCAGGAUCUUGCGACAGGAGCCUGA